Molecule: messenger RNA, 1615 nt
Organism: Amaranthus tricolor (Joseph's coat)
Lineage: Eukaryota; Viridiplantae; Streptophyta; Magnoliopsida; Caryophyllales; Amaranthaceae
Product: peroxidase 57-like
Exons: 2
Coding region: 87-1052 (321 amino acids)
Biological process (GO): hydrogen peroxide catabolic process; response to oxidative stress
Cellular component (GO): plant-type cell wall; plasmodesma
Molecular function (GO): heme binding; peroxidase activity
Source: RefSeq, a predicted model, not a curated record
AUCCCAUAAUAAUUACUAUAAUUUUUGUAAUUAUUAAUACUCCAUAUAUCAAUACUUGUGAUAUAAUACACAACUAAUAAACUAGAAUGGAGGGUUUUGGAAAAUAUUAUUUCAAAAUAAUAUUAUUUAUGUUAUUAAUAUUACACGUAUAUGUUCCUCAAACUCUAGCCCUUCAAAUUAAUUUUUACAGUAAAACAUGUCCGAACGCUGAAACUAUUGUUAGACAGAUCGUUCAACAGCGGUUCGCAGCUGAUAAGUCUGUCGCUGCGGCGUUGCUCCGUAUGCAUUUUCAUGAUUGUUUUGUUAGAGGUUGUGACGCAUCAAUAUUAAUAGAUACAACGAGCAACAAUCAAGCAGAAAAAGAUGCAGGAGCAAACGGAACUGUUAGAGAGUAUGAGCUAAUCGACCAAAUCAAAACUGCUCUUGAACGAGCAUGUCCACAAACAGUCUCUUGUGCGGACAUUAUAGCACUUGCUACUAGAGAUGCAGUCGCCCUAUCAGGUGGAACUAGGUAUAAUAUCCCAACGGGCAGGGUUGAUGGACUUAUAUCUCGGUCGAGUGAAGUUAACCUACCCGGCCCAACAUUCACUGUUGCUCAGGCCCGACAAGCAUUUAGUAACCGUGGUUUAAACCUAAAUGAUAUGGUGGUUCUAUUGGGUGCUCAUACAAUUGGAGUUGCCCAUUGCAAUUUCUUUCAAGAUAGGGUAACCAAUUUCCAAGGAACCGGGUCCCCAGACCCGACAAUGAGCCCGUCUCUAGCGAGUACCCUAAGAACAUUAUGCGGGUCCAACCAAAAUAAUCCAAGUACUUUCUUGGAUCAAAAUACUUCAUUUGUGUUUGAUAAUGAGUUUUACAAUCAAAUAAGAAAAAAUAGAGGGAUUUUGCAAAUUGAUCAAGAACUUGCAGUUGAUUCCUUGAGUUCUUCCACUGUUGCAAACCUUGCUGCAAAUAAUAAUCUUUUUAGACAAAGUUUUGCUAAUGCUAUGAUUAAAAUGGGGAAUAUUCAAGCUACAAGUGGAGAAAUUAGGAUUAAUUGUAGGAGAAAAAAUUAAUUAAUUUAAAAAUUAAUACUCAUAUUUAAUAUGUCCCGUUCAUAGAAGUUAUGACUUAAGAUCAAGAUUCGAAAGAGAGUUGAAAGAUGGAAGGUCAUAUCCUUAUUAAAAGAAGAUAAGGAGAGGGUCAAUCAUUGGAAUAAAAAAUUUGGUAUGCCUUUGUUUUCAUUGUUUAUUAUUGUUAAUUAUUGCCCAUGUUUGUUAAUUGUCCCUAUCCGAAUUGUGUAUUCAAGUUUUGUAUUACCAUCUUUGUUUGAAAUAAUUCUUGUACGUAAUUAAUUAUUUCAUUAUCUGUAAUUGUAAUUAAGAAGAUACGUACUGUAUUGUAAUCACGAGAUUGUUUGGUUUAUUCUUAUCUAAACUUGUGCGUUAUUUUUGUCGGAAGACAGCAAGAUUAUAGUGUAUUACAAGUUGUUUUUUUUAAUGGUGUGUUAUUUCCGAUAAAUUACUGAGAAUAAUCUAAUUUUUUCUGAUUGUCAUACAGUUCCCCUAACUUUUUAAUCAAUUAUGAAUUACACGAAUUAAGAAAGAUAUUUUUCUUAACAUCUAAACAGGUAAAUUAA